AUGAUUCCAGAAGAAGAGGUGGACUUGAUCGGCCUCUGUGAGAAGAACCCAGAAUUGGCAAAUAGCAUAGUUCUGGGCGUUUCUAGUCAUCCAUAUGUGUACAAGAAGGCCUUUAAGAAAAUUCCGUAUGCAUUGUUCACAGAUAAGGCAUGCAACAGUAAAAACGUCAACAGGAUCAUUUCUGUAAGCGGAACGGUCAUAAGAGCCUAUGAGACCUUAAUAAGAAAUGUCACCAGCGAGCUGAUAUGCUUGAAGUGCAACGUCAAGGUGUAUAGCUCUCCGGGAAAGAGAAGGAAUAAGGUGCUGUGUGAAUCCUGUGGCUCAUCGCUUCUGAAAGAUCGAAGAUGCUUUGGGGAAGCAAUACCAAGCCAGAAGAUAAGAAUACAAGAUAUAGGGAAUCCUAGCUCGAUGUCGGAAACAUUGGAGGUGGUUCUUGAGGAGGAUUUAGCAGGGAAAUUCUUUCCAGGAGAUAAGCUGUUGGUAACAGGAACUAUCCUUGUAAGAUGGAAGCCAUUCAAAAUAGGCGAGCAGAUGGUUAGCUCUAUAUACAUGCACGCACUUGCCGUGCACAAGCAGGAUGAAGAGUCUAUGAAUGACUCGUUUGGGAGGGCAUUCAUGAACAAGCUAGACGAGCUCAGCUACUUCGAGAAAAGACUAUUUCUCAUCAAUUCAUUUGGCGAAGAAAUACAAGGACUCGAGAAUGUUAAGCUUGGGCUUCUAUUGUCUCUGGUGAGCGGGGCCCAUGCAGACCAAAAGAGUGGGGCAAGAUCCAACUCCCAUGUUCUCUUGGUCGGAGAUUCCGGGACGGGGAAAUCCCAUCUUCUGAAGACGUGUGCAAGACUUUUAUCUCCUUCCAUCCUGACUAAUGGAGUUGGGACCACACAAGCAGGGCUUACAACAUGUGCAGUGAGGCAAGGAAAAGAAUGGGUGCUGGAGGCUGGCGCUCUAGUACUUGCAGACAUGGGGAUUUGCUGUAUUGACGAGUUCAACAAGCUCAAGAUCAAUGAAAAGAAUGGACUGCUGGAGGCGAUGGAACAACAAACGCUUAGCAUAGCAAAAGCUGGAAUCGUUUCCUCGUUGAAUACCAGGUGCUCUGUCAUUGCGGCAAUGAAUACAAGACACAAGUACAACCUCAGCAAAAGCAUCUCGGAAAACAUCAUGAUUGCAACCCCCUUGAUUAGUAGGUUUGACCUUAUAUUUGGACUAUUUGACAAUAACAAUAGCGAGAACGACCUGUUGAUUGCCGACAAAAUCCUUUCCAGAAGGCCUGAGGCCGAUUCUGCAGAGAAGAAGCAAGAUCCUAUGCAUUGGGACAGUGGUAUCUUGAGAAACUAUAUAGGCAUUGCAAGAAAAAGAGGCAGCACAAUUCCUGAUGAGCUGAACGGUAUUCUGCUAAGCUACUACCACUAUAGAAGAAAGCUUGAGGGAGCUAAUGAACUCAAUACAAUAAGAAUGCUAGAGAGUCUUGCAAGACUUGCAGAGGCGCACUCUAAGCUCCUGAACACCGGGAAAGUAACAGAAAACGAUGUGUAUGGUGCGAUUCUACUGUUAGAAACAACAUUGGGUACAAAGCCUCUUGUGGAGAUCAGCCCGUCGAGAGUAUUCGUUGACGAGGCCUAUCAUCGAGAAGUAAUCUCAGAAAUAAAGGCGAAAAUCAUGAAUGAUAAACAUGAAGAAUAA
Encephalitozoon hellem ATCC 50504 is the source of this 1680-nucleotide messenger RNA. RefSeq names its product Cdc46/Mcm ATPase. The coding region runs from base 1 to 1680 and encodes 559 amino acids. The record is from RefSeq and is a predicted model, not a curated record. Gene Ontology annotation, molecular function: single-stranded DNA helicase activity; single-stranded DNA binding; ATP binding. The transcript has a single exon. Gene Ontology annotation, biological process: DNA replication; double-strand break repair via homologous recombination. Gene Ontology annotation, cellular component: nucleus; MCM complex. NCBI's taxonomy places the organism in Eukaryota, Fungi, Microsporidia, Unikaryonidae.